CACAGGAGCUUCAGUAUUGUAGACCAUUGUGCGUAAAAGAUGGACUCAAAACUUACGAUUUUAGCCGUCUUUUUGGUGCUUUUGGCGAACGUCGAAUCAAGAUCAACUGUUCGAAGCCUAAGCUCAGUUUACCGUGGACAGAAUUGCAGAGGAGGAAACCUCCUUAAGAUUCAUACUGAAAAAUGUUCAACGUUUUCAGGAAAACGGCACUGUUUAGCAAAAUGUGAUGGUUCUCGUACUUCAGACCCUACGACAAGAAUUAAGAUUGAGUCCGUGGGAGGAAGGAAGUGCAUCCAAUUCACUAAAAACGAAAACGGAACUCAAUACCUAUAUGCCUUAAAGGUCGUCAACGGGACCAAUGUUGUUUUUGAGGAACAUGGUUGCCAAAAACCAAUUGAGGACGGUUUCCUCUUUGAAGAGUCAGUAAUAAGGAUAAGAAGUGGAAACUCGAAACGAUUUGUGUAUAAAAAAUACAACACCAUGUGUCUAGCCACUGAUUGCGACGGAAAUCUUUCUCUAAUUAGUACAACAAACAAAAUUAAGAGCAUGUGCAGGUUUCUUAAGCUUAAAUAAAUAACAAUCAUCUGUUAAAGCUGAUGAUAAUGACGGUAAUCUGUUUUUGAUUUUAUAUCUGUCCAGCACUUAUAUCGCGACAAUAACAAUUCAGGUAGCGUAAAAGUAAUUUACAGAGGAGUUUAAAAGGAGGCUAAUAAAUGUUAUUCAUCUGAUAACUCAGAUGUGCGUCUUUAGCUUUUACUUGCAAUUAAUUAUGAUAAACAUUCCCCAAGAUUCCAUGGGAGGGAUCAGUCUUGGUGGCCCUAAAAAUGGCGCGUCGACUUCCGGAUCAGUAAGUCGGGUCUCCAGCACCGGUCAGAGUCAACGUGCUUUUUCAUUGGCCGGUUUAGUACCUAACUCUUACAAUGCCUUUCAUCUUCCGGGGAUAAACAAUAUUUAGAAGAAGAAGAAGACUUUUAUUUAUUCAGGGUAGCCCAUUCAGAUGCCUCAAGCACUGCUAUCAAUU
Messenger RNA from Pocillopora damicornis (cauliflower coral), 1021 nucleotides. RefSeq lists its product as uncharacterized. The record is from RefSeq and is a predicted model, not a curated record. Lineage: Eukaryota; Metazoa; Cnidaria; Anthozoa; Scleractinia; Pocilloporidae.